AUGUGUGCCUUCGCACUUGGUUAUCUGUUGUUCGGUCGAUCGUUGUGUAGAAAGUUGGGACGAUAUGGGCAUAUUAAGCCUGACGAAUAUGGCUGGGUUGCCAUGGAUAAUGGUUUCUUUUCACACAUUCACACCGACAUCACUGCGGAUCGCCACCCAUUUGACGAAGAACUUGCCUUCUCAUCCCAAGCUGUGACCAAUACCAUCUUCGCAUGGAAAUACCAUUUAUCUUAUGAUAAGGGUUUGAGAAUGAUAAGGAUGAUGAGACUUAGAUCGAUCAUUGACUCAAUCAAUAUGUCGACAACGUUUAUUUGCAGCCAAAUAAAAUGGUUUUUUUUCUCUGAUUUCUAUCGUCGGCAUCAUUAUUGCUUCAAAUAA
Radiomyces spectabilis is the source of this 378-nucleotide messenger RNA. RefSeq lists its product as uncharacterized. NCBI's taxonomy places the organism in Eukaryota, Fungi, Mucoromycota, Mucoromycetes, Mucorales, Radiomycetaceae. The transcript has a single exon. The coding region runs from base 1 to 378 and encodes 125 amino acids. The record is from RefSeq and is a predicted model, not a curated record.